CUCUCCUUCAUUUCAGUCCUGAUCCUUGAGCUGAACAGACUUCAUGACUUUAUCUCCGUCAGAAUAAAAAGAACCGGAACCUCAGGUGGGACAUCUCACUAUGGAGCCGAAGACUGUGACUCUCCUGAUGAUAAUAAGCCUUCAUGGAGCGACGGCAGUGACUCACUCUCUGAAGUAUUUCUUCACUGGGUCCUCUGGAGUCCCAAACUUCCCAGAGUUUGUGGCUGUUGGGUUGGUUGAUGAAAUUCAGAUGUUUCACUAUGACAGUAACACCAGGAGAGCAAAACCCAAACAGGACUGGAUGAGCAACGCCACAGCAGAUGAUCCUAACUACUGGCAGAGGGAGACUGGAUACUUUAUGGGCGCCCAGCAGGCCUUCAAAGCCGACAUUGAAACAGCAAAACAGCGCUUCAACCAGACUGGAGUAGGGAGCAGGACUGUAAACGGGACGCAGGCUGCUGCUGCUGGGCCUCAUAUGAGAGGAGUAGCAGCAUGUUUGAAUAGAGCUGGAUGGUACAUGUCUCAUCCAGAUCACAGGUUUCACUCCACUGCACUGAUACACAGUGUGUCCAUCCCAUAAUAUACAUUUAUU
Molecule: messenger RNA, 592 nt
Organism: Anoplopoma fimbria (sablefish)
Lineage: Eukaryota; Metazoa; Chordata; Actinopteri; Perciformes; Anoplopomatidae
Product: major histocompatibility complex class I-related gene protein-like
Exons: 3
Coding region: 101-580 (159 amino acids)
Biological process (GO): immune response
Cellular component (GO): external side of plasma membrane
Source: RefSeq, a predicted model, not a curated record